CGUCACCUAGGUGCGAACACCGGAUCCUGGAAAGGUGAAGAUUAAGACAAACGCAAGGCACCACCCCCGUCGACAUCACCUGCAAUACCACGGUACCUCCUAAAACGACGUCGUUGUUUUUGUUGCAUUGAGCAAAACAAGCUGAAACACGACGCUGCCAUGCCUGCGUGGAGUGAACGAUUUUGUGUACUGGUCUUCAUUCUCCUUCAUUUUCUACACACCUGCUCAGGUGACGAAGAGAAUUUGCGAGGCUUCACCGGCACCGAGACCACCGAUGGGAUUUGGGUGGGCCCGCAAGCCACAUCGGUUCUGAGCAGCAGCCUCACCACCGUCUUCCUGCCGGUCCUCUACAUCGUGGUGUUCGUGGUGGGACUGCCUACCAACGCCAUGGCCGUCUGGGUGUUCCUCUUCCGCACCAAGACGAAGCACCCGGCGUCAAUCUACAUGGCCAACCUGGCUCUGGCUGACCUGUUGUUUGUUAUCUGGGUGCCGCUGAAGAUCGCCUACCACUUCAACAAGAACAACUGGACAUAUGGCGAGGGGCUGUGCAAGGUCUUGGUGGGCUUCUUCUACGGGAACAUGUACUGUUCGAUGGCUUUCAUCGCCUGCAUCAGCGUGCAGCGCUACUGGGUCGUGGUGGACCCGAUGGCCCAGCGGCGGCGUGAGAAAACCAAAGCGUAUGUGGUUUCGGUGGUCAUCUGGGUGACUGUGUGGCUCCUCACAGUGCCGCUCUACCUGUACGACCAGGAGGUGCGCGUGGUCAACCUCAACAUCCUCACCUGCCAUGACGUCACCCGGCCCAGUCAGAAAAAGAUGGCGGCGGGCUACUUCCUCACCAUGGGCACGUUGGGCUUUGUGGGACCAGCGGUCGUUUGCGUCGUCUCCUAUGCGCUCAUGCUGCGCGCGCUCCGCACCAGCAUGACGGUGGACGACGGUGUUGCCAAGCAGCGGCGCAAGGCGAUAGUGCUGAUCAUCAUCGUGCUGGUGAUGUUCUUGGUGUGCUUCGCACCUAGCAACAUCAUGCUCUUGGUGCACUAUGCGCUGCUCCUAAACGAGGUCCCCGACAACCUCUACGGCUUCUACAUUACCACGUUGUGCUUGGCCAGCCUCAACAGCUGCAUUGAUCCCUUCGUCUAUUACUUCAUCUCGGACGACUUCCGCCAGCACGUGAAAAACACCUUCCUGUGCCGGAGCCAGCGCACUGUGGAGAGGAUGCGUGUGUCCUUCAGCGCGCUCAAGUUCUCCAAGAAGAGCAACACCUAUACAUCUGAGUCUGGUGGAAACACGGGCAGCUCGCAAUGCUAGCUGGUGCUACGAAUCUAUCCGGAUAUAACGGAUUGUGUUUACUGUCGUUGUUACUGUUUUAAAUAGAGCACCCAAAGGAUCGUGGUUGGUUACCAUGUUUGGCCUCAUAGUUCUGACGUUCCAAACUUCAAAACAAACCAAAGGAUUUCUCUCAUAACAAAGGCUUCCCCAUAAUAUUCGAUGAAAACUUGUCCAUAAGUGUCCAUAUUGUUUAUUUUUUCCUCACAAGCAGAAUGUAUUAAGUCUUCUCAGUUUCUUUUUACAUUUCUACUACAUGCAUUUUCUUCCCCUUGUUUGGGUUGUAUCACUUCUACGCACUUUUAAGCCUUAUGGACGCUUGAGGACACCAUGUUUUUUAUUCAAGUUGGAGUGGAACGUAAAAAAAGCCACCUUGUUAAUAUCAGAGAAUCGUCAUUCUAGAAGGGGCUCUAGAACACGUUUAUGUUUUAUUAAAUGAUGACUGAGUGUGAUUACGAUUGUUUAUUUUUCUUUUGAAACUUUGCAUAGUGAAAUGAAAUAAAGUGCAGAUUUAAAAACUCA
This is a messenger RNA of Syngnathus typhle (broad-nosed pipefish), 1845 nucleotides long. It is a transcript of the gene f2rl1.1, whose product is annotated as coagulation factor II (thrombin) receptor-like 1, tandem duplicate 1. The record is from RefSeq and is a predicted model, not a curated record. The transcript is spliced from 2 exons. Gene Ontology annotation, molecular function: thrombin-activated receptor activity. Gene Ontology annotation, biological process: positive regulation of Rho protein signal transduction; blood coagulation; phospholipase C-activating G protein-coupled receptor signaling pathway. The coding region runs from base 160 to 1305 and encodes 381 amino acids. Lineage: Eukaryota; Metazoa; Chordata; Actinopteri; Syngnathiformes; Syngnathidae. Gene Ontology annotation, cellular component: membrane.